AUGCCAAGAGACACAAAUCCACUGGCAGUUAGCCGUGUGAUCGGAGAUGUUAUCGAUCCCUUCACCCCUACCACUGAUAUUCGAGUUUAUAUUGAUGGAGUCCCUAUCUGCAACGGCUACCGCCUCCGCCAGUCUCAAGUCGCCUCCCGCCCUAGGGUUGAUAUUGGUGGUCAGGAUUUCCGGAUUCUCCACACUCUUGUUUUGGUGGAUGCUGAUUCUCCAAGUCCAGGAAAUCCUUACCUUAGGGAGUACUUGCACUGGUUGGUGACUGACAUCCCAAGCAGCACUAAUCCGAGCUUCGGGAAUGAGGUGGUGCCAUAUGAGGCUCCUCAGUCAACAAUGGGAAUCCACCGCCUUGUUAUGGUGAUUUUCCGGCAGCCGAUGAGGCAGAUCUUGCUUGCCCCGGAGUGGCGCAACAACUUCAGCAUCCGACAGCUUUCGCAGGUGUACAACCUUGGAGAUCCGGUGGCCGCCUUCUUCUACCACUGUCACAGGGAAAACGGCACCGGUGGCCGCCGUGCCUAA
This is a messenger RNA of Salvia hispanica, 525 nucleotides long. Its product is annotated as protein FLOWERING LOCUS T-like. Lineage: Eukaryota; Viridiplantae; Streptophyta; Magnoliopsida; Lamiales; Lamiaceae. The record is from RefSeq and is a predicted model, not a curated record.